Molecule: messenger RNA, 393 nt
Organism: Suillus subalutaceus
Lineage: Eukaryota; Fungi; Basidiomycota; Agaricomycetes; Boletales; Suillaceae
Exons: 4
Coding region: 1-393 (130 amino acids)
Source: RefSeq, a predicted model, not a curated record
AUGCGCAUUGAUUAUUGUAUCAGAAAAACUCACAAAUGUGCUGUUCCAUUCGUCAAUGAGAUUUUGACAUUGCGCCGCCAUCAACAAGCAGUGCAUAGGGCCAAAUAUCUCAAAUGGGCUGAAAAAAAAAAGUUCAAAUCGAUGCUCCCCAAAGAUACAAAACGCCGCCGAGAGGAAUUGGCCACUGAUAAUCAGACCAACAUAGAUGGGCACUUGAAGCAAGACAAGGUUGUCCAGUAUUCGGAUGUGCUAUUUCGAGAGGCUGCACUCGAAUGGCUGAUAGAGACUGACCAGCCUAUCGAUGCGCUUGAACACCCUGCAUUCAAAAACAUGAUUGAUAUUGCGGCUCGCUCGACCAACGGCAUCAAAAUUCCCAAUCGCAGGCAGACAUGA